Theobroma umbraticum is the source of this 681-nucleotide messenger RNA. It is a transcript of the gene PEX11B, whose product is annotated as peroxin 11B. The record is from RefSeq and is a predicted model, not a curated record. Gene Ontology annotation, biological process: peroxisome fission. Lineage: Eukaryota; Viridiplantae; Streptophyta; Magnoliopsida; Malvales; Malvaceae. Gene Ontology annotation, cellular component: peroxisomal membrane.
AUGAAUGACACAGUAGACAAGCUGGUCAUCUUUCUAGCAAAGAGAGAUGGCAUUGACAAGCUUGUCAAGACCUUCCAAUAUGUUUCCAAGCUUGUUCACUGGCAAGUGGAAACCACUCACCCGGAUAUUGCAAAUAGGUUCAAGCAAUGGGAGGUUGCCUCGGGUCUUAGCAGAAAAGCCUUUAGAAGUGGCAGGUUCCUCACUGGUUUCAAUGCCCUAAGAAGAAACCCUGGCUCCAGUCCAACUUUCAAGUUCCUAGCUGUUCUUGCUAAUGCAGGAGAGAUGGUCUAUUUCUUUUUUGACCACUUUCUUUGGCUAUCAAGAAUUGGAACUUUGGAUGCCAAGUUGGCAAGGAGGAUGAGCUUCAUAUCUGCCUUCGGUGAGUCUUUUGGUUAUAUUUUCUUCAUUGUUUCAGAUUUCAUCAUCAUGAAAGAAGGGCUAGAAGCAGAGAGGAAGCUUAUUGCUUCAGCGGAAGAAGAUUCAAAAGAUGCAAAAGUGAAGAUAAGAAGCAUCAGAGCUGACAGGGUGAUGAGGUUGAUGGCAGUGGCAGCGAACAUUGCUGAUUUGAUUAUCGCACUAGCAGAUAUCCAGCCGAACCCAUUCUGCAACCAUCCUGUUACUCUCGGUAUCAGUGGACUGGUCUCAGCAUGGGCUGGUUGGUACCGAAAUUGGCCCUCCUAG